AUGGAAGUUUCUCCAUGUGCAGAUUUGACAAUUCGCCAUGUUAACUUGGAACAGCAGGAGAACCAGGAAAGCCAUGAAACGGAGGGCUUCAGCGCCAGGACCCUGGUUGUGAGGAGGGGCCAGCCUUUCAAAAUCAGUCUGGCACUGGGGGGGAGAGGUUACGACCCAGUCAGACACAGACUGGUGUUUAAAAUGCUAUUAGGUGACCUGUAUGUCCAGAUCCCUGUCAAUUUCUCCAAGCAGCCAGCGCAACCUCAGUGGGCUGCUUACUUUCAUGCUGACAGCUUGGCAGACCCUCAGACCCUAACCCUCUACCUGUGCACCCCUGCCUCUGCCCCCGUGGGCACCUACCAGCUCCAGCUCCACGUGCUCUCCACCUACCAGCACAAGACUUACAGGGUGGGCCAGUUCACCCUGCUCUGCAAUCCCUGGUGCAAAGAUGAUUCAGUGUAUCUCCCCCUGGAGAGCCAGAGAGAGGAAUAUGUCAAGAAUGACUUUGGCUUCUUGUACAUGGGCACCCCCAGUAACAUAGCAUCCAGACCAUGGUCUUUUGACCAGUAUGAGACAGACAUCCUGGAGGCCUGCAUGAGCCUACUCCAGGUAAGCCCUCAGCACAAAAUGGACUGGAACAAGGAUUACCUGAGCCGUGGUGACCCAGUCUACAUCAGCCGAGUGGUGUCCGCCAUGAUUAACUGUCAGGAUGACCAGGGAGUUCUGAUGGGCAAAUGGUCAGGGGACUACGGCAAUGGUGUGCACCCAACCAAGUGGACAGGGACCGGGGAAAUUCUCAGCCAGUGGGCCAAGUCCAACUUUAUCCCUGUUAAAUAUGGCCAGUGCUGGGUCUUUGCUGCAGUCAUGUGUACUGUUAUGCGGGUGCUCGGGAUUCCAUGUCGUGUGGUCACCAACUUCAACUCGGCCCACGACACGAACGCUAACCUGGUGAUCGAGGAGUAUUACUCCCCCAUGGGGAAGAAGCUGCCUCGCAGCAAAGACAGCAUCUGGAAUUUCCACGUGUGGGUAGAGAGCUGGAUGAGGCGUCAGGAUCUUGGAAUGGCUUAUGAUGGAUGGCAGGUGUUGGAUCCCACCCCACAGGAGAGGAGUGCAGGUAUGUUCCGCUGUGGCCCGGCAUCGGUUAAGGCCGUGCAAGACAAGCAGCUCAACGCGGCCUUCGACGUCCCCUUCGUGUACGCCGAGAUGAACGCAGAGGUGCACACGUUCAUCAUGUCCAACCACCAGUCCUUCCAGGUGGACACGGACUCGGACAGAGUGGGAGCACUCAUCUGCACCAAGUCCCUGGGCACCAGUCUCCCACAAGACAUCACUGCUUCUUACAAAGCUCAGGAAGAUCAAGAUCGUUUGUAUACAUUUCUCAAAAAUACCAAUAACAAUCUAUCAUUGACUGCAGUGUGUUAUAACAUGUAUGGCUUUUUUCCAUCUCUCUCAUCAGCGCCUGCCGCCCUCGACAGAAGAUCUAGACAAGGUCUGACUGUGUCCCUGAAAUUCGACCAUGUUCCAAUGGCGGGAGAUGACAUCUGCUUCACGGUCAUGGUGGCCAACCAGGGAAACACUAUGAAAACGCUGAGGGAGCACGUGAACGCCCAGGUCAAGGAGUACAGCAACAGUCCAGGAGACACCUUCUGGGAGGAACAUAAGGUUGUACAGAUCAGCCCUCACCAAACCCUAGAGAUACCACACGUGAUUCCUCUUGAGAAAUGUGAGGUUACGAUUGGGGAGAACCUGGUCAAUCUGGCUGUGGUGAUUGAAGAUGAGGAGAGUCAGGAGCGAGUACUAGCCCAUGAGGACUUCAACAUCGCCAGCCCUGAGAUCGUCAUACAGGUUCCAAACAAAGAAAAUGUGGUGCCACAGAAAGAGCAUAAGGCCCAGCUGGCGUUCACCAACACUUUCCAUGUACCCAUCGGAGGCGUGCUGACCGUAGCAGGAUCUGGCCUGCUGGAGAACAAGAUCCAGAUCAGGGUACUAGCCCUCCAGCCAGGCAAAACCAUGCAGGAGAUGAUCAGUUUCACUCCUAAGAUGGCAGGGGUCAAGAUGCUUCACGCCAGCCUUGUGCUGUCCAACAUCCCAACUGUGAUCCGGGGCUUCAAAACCAUCAGUGUCAAAACUCUGUAAGGAGUCUUUUUUUAAGAACAGUACUUAAUGUGCACCUGAUUUGGACUAUUUCCAAAUGAAUGAAUCAUCAGCCAUGUACACCACAGUGUACUAUUAUAAUAUUAUUAUUAUAAAUUAUAAUUAUAAUAACGAAUAUAUGUUUUUUUUUGUAUUAUUAUAAAAUAAUGAAUGCACUUGAAGGGGAAUUUUUUUUAGUAGUACGUGUAUUAAUAAUUGUGACAGUUUAAAGUUGCUUGGCAUGAAAUAUUAUUAUUAUUAAUAAUAAUAAGAUAAUAAUACUGCAUUGUGUUACGUCAAAUGUGAGACUCACCUACAGACUCUUUGUAUAAAUUAUUUGAAUUAUUUAUUUUGUAAGGAUUUUACCUUACAAUCAUAUUUAUGUAUUUUGUACCCUCUUAAACAAUAU
Messenger RNA from Clupea harengus (Atlantic herring), 2533 nucleotides. RefSeq names its product transglutaminase 5, like (gene tgm5l). Gene Ontology annotation, molecular function: protein-glutamine gamma-glutamyltransferase activity. Lineage: Eukaryota; Metazoa; Chordata; Actinopteri; Clupeiformes; Clupeidae. Gene Ontology annotation, cellular component: mitochondrion. The record is from RefSeq and is a predicted model, not a curated record. Gene Ontology annotation, biological process: peptide cross-linking. The transcript is spliced from 15 exons. The coding region runs from base 1 to 2127 and encodes 708 amino acids.